AUGGGAAUGAUUAGGAAUAAAGGAAGUAAGCCGGGGGCAGAAGAAUUGAGGGUGCUGGGGGGUCAUCAUGCCAAAAGUCUGCUUUUAGAUAAAUUUCGUCAAUUGCCUUUUGAAGAAAAACAGGCCAAAAAAGAUGAAUUAAAUAACUUAAUCGAGAAGGAUGCUUAUGAAAUAGGAUAUUCAUGGGAGCAUUUGCCUAAUCAUUUUUAUCGCAGUUUUUUAGCCAUUGCCUCAACCUUGAUUUAUCACUGGGAUAAUUUUGGUCAAAUUGAUAAUUUUGAUGGAGAAAUCUUGUCGGCAUCCUGGCGUAUAUUUGAGAAUUUUGGCGAUAUCUUUCAUUGCCUAUUUGAUUAUGCUGAUUAUUCUAUCUCUCGGGGGAGAGUUAAUGCUUUCCUCAGGCUUCCAGAGAAAAAUGAUAAUUUAGAGGUGUUAAAAAAUUAUAAUCGUACUUUCAUCCCCGCUAAACUAAACCGCUUAAUUGGCAAAAAUGGGGCUGGUAAAAGCACUGUUUUAUACCUCUUAUUAGGAAUGUUGGUGCCCCAAAAAGGUCAAAUAAUCAUUACCGAUGACCAAGGAAGUAAAUAUAGUCUUCACCAGGAUAUUAAUUUGAAAUAUUGGCGGGAAAAUAAUAUUGCUUACUGUGCUCAUGAUACUUUAAUUGAAGAGGGUUCUACCGGCCAAAAACAAUUAGCCAAUAUUAACCAGACCCUCGAGCAAAAAAAGGGGGUUCAAAUCUUUUGUUUUGAUGAAGCCGAUAAUGCGUUAGACCAGGACAACCAAGAAAAAAUCCAAGAAAAAAUUAAGGAAUUAA
Messenger RNA from Ambispora leptoticha, 811 nucleotides. Lineage: Eukaryota; Fungi; Glomeromycota; Glomeromycetes; Archaeosporales; Ambisporaceae. The record is from the annotation of a GenBank genome assembly.